AUGGAAGUUGCGGCCGGUGCGUGCCCGACGGCGGCGGUGGUGGUGGCGGUCGCGGUUGGCUGUUCUGCUGGUGCUGAUCGUCGCUACCGCGCUGGCGGUGCCGCUGCCCGAGCCAGACCCCGAACCCGCGCCCGGCGGCUGGGGCGGAAAGCACGAGCAUUACAUCAUCCACGUGCCCUACCACGUGCACACCGUCCACCACCACCACAUCAAGAAGGUGCCCGUGUACAUCAAGAGCCACGGCUGGGGAUGGGACUGAGCGCGCAGGCUGACUUCAUCCGAUUCAUCAAUCACAAUCCACUUUCGUAGUUAGGUACUAAUAAUGGGCCAGAGAGCUUCUUCGGAAUUUGCUGGCUCAUCUCUGUCAUCAAUCAUCCUGUUCUCACUUGUUGACUUUGUUUAAAUGUUGACAUAUCAUGUUUUGUAUUAUAUGUUGUGUACAGUUUGUAAAAUACACGUUUUUAUACUUUUUACCU
Messenger RNA from Gryllus bimaculatus (two-spotted cricket), 476 nucleotides. NCBI's taxonomy places the organism in Eukaryota, Metazoa, Arthropoda, Insecta, Orthoptera, Gryllidae. The record is from the annotation of a GenBank genome assembly.